GGUUCUCAUAUUGACCGAGAGACUCGACUGCACCACUAGAGCUGAGUUCAGAGUCGUCGCUACAAGCCGCGAGAAGCAGAAGCUCCGAAAGGCGAAAACCGCUUGUGAUGGCGCCGAAACCGAUCACCAGUCCCGUCCCCGACGCGUGGUACCCAACCCUAUCGGUGUUCAUGCUCGCGAUCGGGCUCAUCGUCACCGCCUCCUUCUUCAUCUAUGAAGCAACCUCUUCCAGGCGAAACCGCAGUCUUGCCAAGGAACUUGUUACCGGAGCAGUAGCAUCUGUCUUUUUGGGUUUUGGGUCCUUGUUCUUGCUACUGGCUUCUGGGGUCUAUGUAUGAUUUGUUAACAUUGGGCGAGGCAAAAUUUUGUCAAGCAGGAUUAGUUUUACAUGAACAAGGAUGUUACUUUUGACGUUAUUAGUUAAAUAUAUUUUGUGGUUUUUGGAAUGAAGACGUUUUCCAUCAAUAAAAUUACUAGUUUGUUGGUGUCAUGUGGCAGAAGAAAGAUGAUUAGUGCCAUGUGGUAGCUUUGAGCCU
Corylus avellana is the source of this 536-nucleotide messenger RNA. RefSeq lists its product as uncharacterized. The record is from RefSeq and is a predicted model, not a curated record. Gene Ontology annotation, cellular component: oligosaccharyltransferase complex. NCBI's taxonomy places the organism in Eukaryota, Viridiplantae, Streptophyta, Magnoliopsida, Fagales, Betulaceae.